Molecule: messenger RNA, 1997 nt
Organism: Episyrphus balteatus (marmalade hoverfly)
Lineage: Eukaryota; Metazoa; Arthropoda; Insecta; Diptera; Syrphidae
Product: putative inorganic phosphate cotransporter
Exons: 4
Coding region: 289-1761 (490 amino acids)
Biological process (GO): monoatomic anion transport; transmembrane transport
Cellular component (GO): plasma membrane
Molecular function (GO): transmembrane transporter activity
Source: RefSeq, a predicted model, not a curated record
UUUAUUUUUAUAAUUCGAUAUCUUUGUCGUCGUUGUCACAAAAAUAUGUCAAACGUAUAGAUAUGUGCGCCAGGCUUGCUUUGUAAAAAAUAUUUAAAUUCGAGUCAAUUUUUAAUAUCAAAUUGCCUUUUGUAAUGUAAACAGCAAAAGAAAACCAAUCGCACUCCACACUCCGUUUUUUUGUAUAUAUUUGCAUUUAUUUUUUUGUUUUGCUUUUUUCCAUUCCAACAACACAUUCCCAAAACAUUCCUUUUGGAGGAGAGAUAAGAAUAAAAAAGAAAUUAAAAAAUGCCAAUUUCAUUGUGGGAUUGGUUCCCGCGAUUCAAUCGACGUGGUUAUCAGCCUUUAGGACAAAAUACCCAAUCCAGUCUCGGUGCAAGACACUUUCAAUGUUUCCUUGUAUUUUGUGGCUUAUCUGUAGCUUAUGCAUUGCGCGUCAAUUUGUCUGUUGCAAUUGUCGCAAUGACCGAUCGGAACUCAACCAAUCCCGAAUUCACAGAUUUUUACGAUUGGGAUGCCAAAACAAAGUCUCUUCUUCUUAGUAGCUUCUUUUGGGGCUAUGUAGUGACUCAGAUUCCGGGCGGGUUCUUAGCUCACAAAUAUGGCGCUAAAUUCACUCUUUUCACAGGCAUAGCAGUUUGUUCUGUCCUUGCUUUGUUGACUCCUCUAGCUGCCGAGAUUGGUAGUUGGCGACUUGUGUUCGCUUUGAGAGUUAUUCAGGGUCUAUGUCAGGGAGUUGUAUUCCCCUCUACGCACACAUUCCUAUCCAAAUGGGCUCCGGCGGAAGAACGCGGACGCCUAGUUACUUAUUGCUACUCUGGGACACAGUUCGGAACAGUUGUCAUGCUAGCUUCUAGUGGUUUCAUUGCGUCGUCUUUUCUCGGAUGGCCAAGUAUCUUCUAUGUUUCUGGCUUUGCGGGAAUUCUAUGGGCAUUUGUUUGGGUGACAUUUGCUGCAAGUUCACCAUCCGACCAUAGAACAAUAUCAGAAGAAGAGAAAAGAUACAUUGAAUCAGGAAUGAACCAACCAAGGGACAAUCGGAGGACGACGGUUCUCCCAACACCAUGGUGUAAGAUAGCAACUUCACUGCCAUUCAUCUCGUUGCUAAUUGUCCAUUGUGGCCAAAAUUGGGGUUUCUGGACACUAUUGACAGAAAUUCCAAAUUAUAUGAAAAAUGUCCUUCAAAAGGAUAUCAAGAGCAAUGCAAUGCUCUCGGCGUUGCCAUAUUUGGCAAUGUGCUUGCUAAGCUAUGUGUUUAUAUUCAUAUCGGAUUUCUUAAACAAGAAAAAGUACUUGUCCUUGUCUGUUUCGAGAAAGCUAUUUAAUAGUAUCGGCCAUUGGGUGCCAAUGGUGGCACUGAUUGCUUUGGGAUAUGUUACAGCGGAACAUAAAAAGUUGGCAAUUGCAUUGCUAACUAUAGCUGUUGGUGUGAAUUCAGCAACAUAUUUGGGCUUCCAGGUGAAUCAUAUCGAUUUGUCGCCUAAUUUUGCGGGAACUUUGAUGGGAAUUACGAAUUGUGCAGCCAAUGUUAUGAGUAUUGUUGCUCCAUUGACUGUUGGAAUCAUUGUCACAGAAGAGACUAAUCCCUUGCAAUGGCGAUUGGUGUUCUUUAUAACUGGUGGAUUUUAUCUCGUUGGAAAUGCAUUAUUUUUACUUUUUGGUAAAACUGAAGUGCAACCAUGGAAUUAUCCAAGUCCAAGGGAAAGACGUUCAAGUGAUCAGGAUGCUCUAUUGGAUCCAAAUGGUGCUCAAAUAAUAUAAACUAUUGUAGUAAGACGGAAUCUCUCUAAUUGUUUGUCUAUAUAGAGCAUAAUUGUCAAUUAUUUGUAUUAAUUUCUAUUAUUAUAGUAUCGAGAUACUUAUUAAAUAAAAUUUAGUAUGUAAUCAUUAUUAUAACUAAACCGUCUAUAAAAUAAUACUAACCAAACAUUAGUAAUUGGUUUUGUACAGUGUUUAUAGGAAAUAAAUGAAUUCACAAAUGUUUGUAUACACUUAAA